This is a messenger RNA of Rhizoctonia solani, 1878 nucleotides long. RefSeq lists its product as uncharacterized. The transcript has 3 exons. The coding region runs from base 1 to 1878 and encodes 625 amino acids. Lineage: Eukaryota; Fungi; Basidiomycota; Agaricomycetes; Cantharellales; Ceratobasidiaceae. The record is from RefSeq and is a predicted model, not a curated record.
AUGGGGCGACCACUAUGGCUGCACAUCAGUGCUCUGAGCCCCGAUGAAUACGAAGCAUAUCCCCCUGCACUCGACGACAUCGCCAGCAUUGGCCAGGAUGGUGCGAAGGGGGACUGGGAAUCCCGAAGUGUUUCACUGCUCGUUGCAAAGGGUUGGAUGAAAGGCCGUUACCGUGAUCAGCUGGAGGGAGAUGUAGUGGACAAGAUUCUGCGCUACUUCUAUCCGGCCCCGGCCCAAACAGACUGCCUUUCAGCCGGUCAAUUUUUUGCUGCACUGCGGCUGAUAACUCAUGCUCAACGUGGACACGCGCUCGACAAGUCACUCGUUUUCAUCCAAGCUCGAGUGUCAAACGAUAGCAAUGGCCGGACAUCGCCACACAAGGCCAAGUCGCUCCACAAUCUUCGUUCUGUACCCCCAGCUCCCAUUCGGCCUUCACCCGUUCGGCCUCUGCAGCUCGCGCCUGACGAACCCGCGCCAGGCUCAGAUGAUCGAUAUGCUCCUUCCGGAUUCGGUCCUUCUCCAGUCCGAGGAGAACCUGUGCUCCCAAAGUCUGCGCCUCCAGGUGGCUCUUCGAACCCAUUCAGACGAACGCUAUCUACUCCCGGUGACACGACACCCAAUCAUUUUGACAUACCUCCUAUGCCAAGCUUGAACCCCGCUCUAGUUGCGGAAGCACUCGCGUCGAGUUCGGCGCUCAUGGAUGAGGAAGGGAGCCCUAUCCGGGACAAGCCCGCAACUGGACUCGGCCGUUCGUUGAGCACCAAGACCGCCCCCGAAUCACCUUCCAACCCCUUCCGACGCUCUUCUCACUCUCCUGCUCCACCUCCGGUUAGAUCUCAAUCACCACCAUUACUGCCCCGUCGUCCACCUCUUCCACCACCCCGCGAUUCGACUGCUCAUAUGCUUCCGCCCCCACGCCACCCUCAACAGCCAACCAAACCGCCUAAACCAUCUGCAUCUUCCAAGCCCAAGCCUCCCCAAAUGCUUCCAGCGGGUGGGACCCCAUCUGAGCUCAUCAAGCAGUCCCUUCGCGCCGCAAAGGGAGCUCAGCGUGCGAACGAGACGAGCCUGGAAAAGCAGCGAACGUGGGAAGUAAUCAAAAGCAGUACGCACGGCUCGUCUAAUCCUAGCGGGCCCGGUGGGGUAGCACAGGCUUUUGCGCAGUUGACCGCAUCGAAUUUACGUUCGUUGCCCCACGCGCCACAUCCGCCACCUGGACCUUCGACCAACGCCUCGUCCUUGGAUCGCGUAGCGGCUGCUCGUCCGGAUCCGGUCCCUGCUUUACCGCCUGUACCACCCAAACCUGCGUCGCACCAUGGCCAUUCGCGCGGGGCGAGCACGAGUCGGCCGGUCGAGACUCCUACUCCCGGAAGACCAGUUCGGUCCAAGAGCUUGCACCAUUCUCCGAGCCACACACCACCCAACGAUACGCCUAUCCAGCCUCCGCCGCGCCGCAGGCCCGAGAGUAUUCAGUUUACGGGCGGGCAGGUCCCCAAGUCACGAGCAGAGUCGCCUUCCCCCAACCCGCUUUCGCGCCGGACGUCGGUCCGUUCGCAAACGUUUUACGAUGAAGUGCGUCGUCGCGCCGGAGAACUUGAACCUCGAUUGGAUGCUGUUCGUGCCAAGGCCGAGGGGAAACUUUCGAGUAAAGGGUACAUGACCCGACGGGGCAAAGGAGAACAAGGUGAACCGUUGGUCGAUUUGGACGACGAACGGGCGAGCGUUGUUAGUGGUGGGGAUGUAGACUGGAGAGAAUGGGAUCGUGAUGACGAUGCUGCUCGACGGUUCCAUUCAAGUCCGACGAGUGGACUGUCAGUAGAUCGGGACGAACCGACGUCGGAUUAUAAUACGAAUGGAUGGCGACCGCUCGCGGGAUAA